This is a messenger RNA of Periophthalmus magnuspinnatus, 1763 nucleotides long. Its product is annotated as sodium- and chloride-dependent GABA transporter 2-like. The transcript is spliced from 14 exons. Bases 48 to 1763 code for a protein of 571 amino acids. Lineage: Eukaryota; Metazoa; Chordata; Actinopteri; Gobiiformes; Gobiidae. The record is from RefSeq and is a predicted model, not a curated record. Gene Ontology annotation, cellular component: membrane. Gene Ontology annotation, biological process: sodium ion transmembrane transport.
GCAUCAAUGCAAGCUUGGCACUGCUACAUAGAACUCACAUCAAUAUCAUGGCAAGUAACCUACUCCCUGCCAAGCAGUCCCCAGAGGAGCGAGGCAAGUGGGCCAACAAGGCUGAGUUCAUCUUGUCUGUGGCUGGAGCUGUGAUCGGACUGGGAAAUGUAUGGAGGUUUCCCUAUCUCUGCUACAAGAAUGGAGGAGGUGCGUUCUUUAUCCCAUACCUCCUAUUCCUGUUUACAUGUGGUAUUCCUCUGUUUGUCCUGGAGACAGCAUUGGGUCAGUACACAAGUCAGGGAGGCAUCAUGUGUUGGAGAAAGAUCUGCCCCCUAUUUGAAGGUAUAGGAUAUGCAAGCACAAUGAUCAUAUUCUACGGAUGCAUCAGCUACAUAGUCAUCUUAGCCUGGGCCUUUCUGUACCUUUUCUCAUCCUUUUCGGGAGAGCUGCCAUGGGCCGUAUGCAACAACACCUGGAAUACAAAUGCCUGUGUAGUGUUAAAUGACUACAAUAACACAGGCAACAGAACCUCCUCAUCCUCUGUCAUAGAGUUUUGGCAAAGGCGUGUGCUCAAUAUUUCAUCUGGGAUAGAGGACAUGGGGAAGAUCCAGUGGGAGCUCUGCCUCUGUCUCCUUCUGUCCUGGACAAUCUGCUACUUUUGUGUGUGGAAAGGAGUGCGCUCCACUGGAAAGGCCACCUACAUCACAGCCACCUUCCCUUUCGUCAUGUUGUUGGUGUUGUUCAUUAGAGGAAUGACACUUCCUGGAGCUCUGCAUGGGAUCAAGUACUAUCUGUACCCGAAUCCCACCCGGCUCGCUGAUCCACAGGUUUGGAUGGAUGCUGGGACCCAAAUCUUUUAUUCCUAUGCCAUCUGUCUGGGAAUACUUACCACACUAGGGAGUUAUAACAAGUACAACAACAACUGUUACAGAGAUUCCUUUUACCUUUGUCUACUAAAUAGUGGAACCAGCUUUGUUUCUGGAUUUGCCAUCUUCUCUGUCCUGGGGUAUAUGUCACAGAAGCAGGGAAUUGAUAUUGCAUCAGUAGCAGAGUCAGGCCCUGGUCUUGUGUUUAUUGUUUAUCCCCAAGCGGUGACUCUUCUGCCUUUCCCUCAAGUCUGGGCUGUUUGCUUCUUCACGAUGAUUAUCUUAUUAGGCAUUGACGGACAGUUUGUGGGAAUGGAAAGUAUUGUGACAUCUUUAACAGAUGUAUUCCCAUCCCAGAGAAGAAAGGGCUAUCGCAGGGAGCUUCUACUGUUUCUGAUUUCUGCUUUUUCUUUUUUUAUCGACUUGCCACUAGUGUCACAGGGAGGAGCAUACCUUUUGCAGAUCUUUGACCACUAUGUGUGCAGUGGGCCAACAUUACUUUUGAUGGCAAUCUUACAAUCAAUUGUUAUUAGCUGGAUUUAUGGAGCUGAACGUUUCUCAGAUAAUAUUGCAGACAUGAUAGGAUACAAACCCUUAUUCCUGAUUAAGUACUGCUGGUUGUAUGCAACGCCUGCCAUAUGCAGUGGAACAUUCAUCUUUUUGCUGUUGAGAUACAGCCCCCUGCAGUUCAAUAACUCUUACGUGUAUCCCGAGUGGGCUUAUGGCAUUGGCUGGUUUCUUGCUACCUCUUCUCUGGCUAUGAUCCCAUUAAUUAUGGUGUGCAAAAUCGCCAAUGGAAAGGGGACUCUCUGGCAGCGGAUCAAAAAAAUCUCACAGCCAGCAGAUGACCUUCCAGUGACUGCAAAAGAAAUGAUACGCCUCAAUUCAUGCAUCUCUAAAGAAUAA